Molecule: messenger RNA, 1497 nt
Organism: Aspergillus tanneri
Lineage: Eukaryota; Fungi; Ascomycota; Eurotiomycetes; Eurotiales; Aspergillaceae
Exons: 6
Coding region: 1-1497 (498 amino acids)
Source: RefSeq, a predicted model, not a curated record
AUGUCUUGGGAAACCAUAAGCGAGGAAGCUCAGGUCGCAGUGCUGGAGUCCAUUCCCGCCCGUUGGCGGCUGGAUCUCGACAAAUACAGGUCUCUGAGGGACGUCACGAGCGUGCCCUACACAAGUGGCAUCAUGACUAGCGACCAGCUCAAGAUUACUGAACUCUCGGCGGUCAAGAUAGUAGAACGUCUUGAGUCCCGUGAGUUAAAGGCAGUGCAGGUUUUAGAGGCUUUUGCCGCCCGGGCUGCCAUUGCCCAUCAGCUGGCAUGUCAAUUGCCCUCAAAAUGGUGGGAUGGUCUCCAGCAGGCGAAAGAGCUCGACGAGUCUCUUGACAAGGGUGGUAGUUUGAAAGGACCAUUGCACGGAGUCCCUGUCGCUUUGAAGGAUUCCCAUGAAGUCGCAGGCCAUGCCGUGACAAUGGGUUACGUUGCAAGGAGGAAUAAUAUAGCUAAGCAGGAUUCUACUCUUGUAGCAACGUUGCGUGCCGCAGGUGCUGUCUUCUUCUGCAAGACAACGAUGCCUCAGUCAGGAAUGGCCUUGGAGACGGUCAGCAAUCUCUGGGGCCGAACUCUGAACCCAUUCAAUAAAGAUUUGGGAGCCGGCGGUAGUUCGGGAGGGGAUGCAACUUUGGUAGCCUUGAGAGGCAGUCCCAUCGCCCCAUCGACAGAUAUGGGGGGAUCCAUCCGUGUACCCGCCGCUUUCAACGGACUAUAUGGCAUUCGACCUACGUCUGAUCGCAUACCAAAGGGUGGCAUGCACAACACUAAUACCGGGAAUAUUACGAUUAAAUUGUCGUGUGGACCUGUCUGCCGCUCUCUUGACGACCUUGAGUUGUUUACUAGCAUCAUCAAUGCGCACCCGCGCAAUAAAUACGAUGUGACCUCCGUACCAGUUCCCUGGAGAAGCCUACCUUCUCUAGACCGCAAACUCGUGAUCGGAAUAAUGAAGUGGGAUGGGGUGGUAAUGCCUCAUCCACCGGUACUACGGGCUCUGGAACACACCAAACAGACUCUCGAGAAGGACGGACACGAAGGCGAGGUUUUCAACACCCGGGAACACUCCGCCGCAGAAGCAUUACAACUGAAUCUCAAAACGAGAGCCCUCAAAGAACAGUUCGCAGAUGCAUGGAACGACACAGUUGGCCGCACUACCUCGGGCCGUGCCAUUGAUGCACUGAUAUUGCCCCCAGCUCCUGCAGUGGGCUACCCUCAUGACUUUAAUAUCUACUGGGGAUAUACCUCGCUGUUCAACUUUCUUGAUUAUCCGUCUAUCAUCUUACCAAUUGCCAACUUCAAGGUGGAUCCUCAGCUAGACCGUGUAGAUUCCGAAUACCGACCGCUAGAAACGAAUCCCUACGACAAACCCAAUCAUGAAUUGUACGAUCCGAAUCUGUUCGCAAACCAACCGUCAACUAUCCAGAUCGUUGGACGACCUUUUGAGGAUGAAGAAGCUAUUCGAGUAGCGUCGAUCCUAGAUACACUUUUUAAGGCUCCAUAG